AGCGGCGAGCAAGAGCAGAGACUUAUAGACAUACGCUUGCACAAUACAGCGCUCUACGAAACCAUGAUUGCACGUGCUUUCGUCCUACUGCUUGCUGUGCAAGCCGUGGUGUUACUGGCACAGGGGAAGUCUUGUCGGCAUCGUCUAGCGGAUCACAUCCGGGGUGUCGACAAAUGGACAUUUGAUCCUCCGAAAAACAUCUACGGAAAUGGAACCAGUUCCCAGUCCCCUGCCUGGAUCUGGGCCAACAAUGACAUCGAGGCUGGCAUCAACAAGCAGAUCAAUCGCGAGCUGUUUGCGCACUAUACAUACUUGUCAAUGGCUGCUCAUUUUGGUCGCGACGACAUCCAUCUCCCAGGGUUCGCUGCGUUCUUCAAGAAAGCUGCAGAGGAGGAGUACACGCAUGCGCACAUGUUCAUGGAGUUUUUGAAUAAGCGAGGAGGCCGCGUUAAGCUCCACCAUAUCAUGAAACCGUGCCGCGACCACUGGGGUAAUGGACUAAUGGCAAUGAGGGACGCGCUUUACCUAGAGAAGGAGAUCAACCACGCCCUACUCGAUCUACACCAGGUGGCGGACACGAACCGUGACCCACAGGCGUUCCAUUUCGAUCGUGAUGAUGUGGCUCUUCCAGGAUUCCACAAGUACUUUCUUAAGGCGUCCCAUGAGGAACGCGAACACGCCGAAAAGCUGAUGAAGUUCCAGAACGAGCGUGGAGGCCGUAUUGUGCUUCAAGACAUCAAGAAGCCUGAGAAAGAUGAGUGGGGCUGUGGCAUGGACUCCAUCCAGGUUGCUCUAGACCUUGAGAAGCAUGUCAACCAGGCCCUCCUGGACUUGCACAAGAUUGCUGAGAAGCACGGCGAUGCUCAGAUGACCGACUUCAUUGAGGGUAAUUUCCUGACUGAGCAAGUUGAGGCCAUCAAGGAGCUUGCUGGUCACCUUACAAACCUGAAGCGUGUUGGACCUGGCCUGGGAGAGUACCAGUAUGACCACGAGACAAUUGGCGGCGACUAGACACUUUGUGUACUUUGUUGUGUGUUAAAGCCCUCAUAGAUAUGUAAAGUUGUCCAAGGACUAGACUUAAUAAAAAUGCUUUCUGCA
Messenger RNA from Nematostella vectensis (starlet sea anemone), 1098 nucleotides. Its product is annotated as ferritin, heavy subunit. Gene Ontology annotation, molecular function: ferric iron binding; ferrous iron binding. Gene Ontology annotation, biological process: intracellular iron ion homeostasis; iron ion transport. NCBI's taxonomy places the organism in Eukaryota, Metazoa, Cnidaria, Anthozoa, Actiniaria, Edwardsiidae. Gene Ontology annotation, cellular component: cytoplasm. The record is from RefSeq and is a predicted model, not a curated record. Bases 64 to 1011 code for a protein of 315 amino acids. The transcript has 11 exons.